AUGUCUCUCUCGCGAUCGCUCUUCAACGAAUUCCGCCCUCUCUUCCGCAUGCUCGACGACCCGUGGGCAAUAUAUCCGACCUCUAACUACGGUCGCAGCAGCCGCUCCGCGGAUCCCUUCACCUUUGGCUGGCCCUCAUCUUCACUGAUCCAGAACCGACCAGCCCUCAACCUACAUGAAGAGAAUGACGGAACUGUCGUCGAAGCGGAAGUUCCAGGCGUCAAGAAGGAACAUCUUGACGUCAGAAUUGGUGACGGUGGUCGAAGUUUGACCAUUGAGGGUCGUGUCUUCCGUCGCGGUACCAAUGGUAACGCUGUAGAGUCGGCGGAACAGGGUUCCCAAGCACAUAAGGCUCCCGAAGCGACCUCGUCGGCCACUGGCGAAGCGUCCACUUCUGUUGUAAAGACUGAUGAUGACACUAAACAAGUCGGAUCGCCCACGGCGCAAUGGUCCGGAGCCCAGUCAUUUACUCGCACAGUCUGGCUCCCGAAUCCAAUCAACGCGAGCAGCGUCAAGGCCAAGCUCGAGGACGGAAUCUUGAUCGUCCGCGCUGCUCCAGCUAAUCAGGAGACCGUCAACGUUACCGUCGACUGA
This is a messenger RNA of Serendipita indica DSM 11827, 594 nucleotides long. The record is from the annotation of a GenBank genome assembly. Lineage: Eukaryota; Fungi; Basidiomycota; Agaricomycetes; Sebacinales; Serendipitaceae.